AUGCCCUACGCACAAACUUCGACCAUCUACUGCCCACCCUUUGAUCACCCAGACAUCUGGCAAGGCAACAGCACCUGCAUGGACGAGAUCGCGGCUCAACUCCCAGGCGAGCCAGACGUACUGAUCUGCUCUGUCGGCGGCGGCGGCCUAAUCAACGGUAUCUGCCAGUCUAUGGAUAAACACCAAAUGAGUAAGACAACCAUCCUCGCCAUGGAGACUGCUGGCGCCGAGAGUCUCAACGCAGCGCUCCAAGCCAAGGAAGUCAUCACACUACCCAAGAUCACAUCACAAGCAACAAGUCUAGGCUGCGCCCGCGUAACAGACGCAACCUUCAAAUACGCUCAGCGAGGCAACGUUCGAAGCAUCGUUCUACCCGACGCAGAAGCAGCAAUGGGCUGCUGGCGCCUCGCAGACGACGAGCGUAUCAUGGUAGAGCUCGCCUGCGGUAUUAACGUCGCUCUCUGCUAUGACGGACGACUCGAGAAGGCCCUCGGCCGCCCAGUCCGCCCAGAAGACAAGGUCGUCAUUGUGCUUUGUGGCGGUAGCAACGUCACGAGCAAGAUGUUGUGUGAUUGGAGGAACGAGUAUGCGUACAUUGAAGAAGAGACUGAGGCUAGGAGGCGCAAGAGUGAUUCUGCGCUUGGUAGUGAGACACAGAGUGAGACGGGCAGUGUGAAGGAUGUCGAUAUGGGAAUGGGCAAUGUCCCAAGUGAGUACAGUAAGCCUCUGGUGAUUGAGGGUAUUGAGGUUGGCUGCGUAGAGUGCUCAUAG
Molecule: messenger RNA, 771 nt
Organism: Alternaria triticimaculans
Lineage: Eukaryota; Fungi; Ascomycota; Dothideomycetes; Pleosporales; Pleosporaceae
Exons: 2
Coding region: 1-771 (256 amino acids)
Biological process (GO): L-serine catabolic process; L-threonine catabolic process
Molecular function (GO): L-serine ammonia-lyase activity; threonine deaminase activity
Source: RefSeq, a predicted model, not a curated record